This is a messenger RNA of Prunus dulcis (almond), 674 nucleotides long. RefSeq lists its product as uncharacterized. NCBI's taxonomy places the organism in Eukaryota, Viridiplantae, Streptophyta, Magnoliopsida, Rosales, Rosaceae. The transcript has 3 exons. The record is from RefSeq and is a predicted model, not a curated record. Bases 50 to 355 code for a protein of 101 amino acids.
AACUCUGUCAGAGCUGGAAACAGAGAGAGCUGAAGCUCGGCGGCCAACAAUGGCGCCUGCUCCACCCAGAAGGAGAAAAGCUGCUGAACCACUGUCUGGCAGUGGGGUUAAUGUUGCUGCACCAGUUGAGAAGAAGAGCAGAGUUGGAGCAACCUCAGUAACAACAUUGUGUCUGCAGGUUCAAGAGGCUCAAACUAUAAGUUCUGGAGUCAAUUUGAGGGUUCAACAGGCCAAAAAUGCUGCAGUGGCACAAGCACAACAAGAUGGUGCCACUGGAAACUUUAGGAUCUUUGAUUCACCCUUUGGGAAUUAUCUUGUUCCAGUUGUUCCAACUUCCAAGGAACUGUCUGACUAGUUUCAUAUCAAAUCAUAUGUCUUGAGUUCUAACUCAUUAUGUAUACAACAUGUGAUUGCUGUACAUGCAGAAGUUUUGUUUGGAGAUGUACGAAACAUGCUUUUUGCAAGUAUUCAUUACCAAUUUUGCUUCUUGUGCUGCUGUCUCUGUGUGCUGCCUUGUUUUUCUGCUCCUUCUGUUGUGCAUUGUUUUGUUGUUGUUGUUGUUGUUCCUGUGGAUAAGGGCGGUGGCGUCUGGCUUUUUCUAUUGUUGCUUGUUUCUGUCAACAAUGUAUUUCAGACUUGCAAAAGAAGGAUAAAGCUUUUAUUGACUUACUCAA